This is a messenger RNA of Ictalurus punctatus (channel catfish), 4636 nucleotides long. It is a transcript of the gene stxbp5a, whose product is annotated as syntaxin binding protein 5a (tomosyn). Lineage: Eukaryota; Metazoa; Chordata; Actinopteri; Siluriformes; Ictaluridae. The record is from RefSeq and is a predicted model, not a curated record. The transcript has 27 exons. Gene Ontology annotation, biological process: regulation of protein secretion; regulation of exocytosis. Gene Ontology annotation, cellular component: SNARE complex; plasma membrane; cytoplasm. Gene Ontology annotation, molecular function: syntaxin binding; myosin II binding; GTPase activator activity. Bases 470 to 3883 code for a protein of 1137 amino acids.
AUCACUCGCUAUAACCGGCGGCGGCACGAGCUUUCCUCCCCUCAAACAUCCGGGUGUCGCGCGCAAUGCGCAGUCGCGGCGCUGCGGCCGUUUCAGCGAGCUGAGUGGAGAGAGAGAGAGAGAGAGAGAGAGAGAGAGAGAAAGAGAGAGAGACCGGAGAGAGUGCCAGAGAAGCGGAGACGCAGCGGGACGCAGACUUGGCCAAGCUUCAAACAAAGGCAUUUGGGGGGGAAAAAACAAACAAACAAACAAACAAACCAACCAAAAAAAUUAUCCCUUGUUACCUAAAGACAUGGACAUGGAGACGGUAGACACUGCGCCCUAAAAUGUCAGAUUUAAAUAGGGAUACCGCGAAGCGAGCGAGAGCGGCUUCCCCUCCCCUCCUCCCUCAUCUUUUACCCUAAACCGGUGAUCUCGUCUCAGGUGCUUGGUCCUUCUUGACGCAGUCUGACUGAACUCGGGGAGCGAAAUGAAGAAGUUUAAUAUCCGGAAGGUGCUGGACGGCUUGACGGCAUCUCCCUCGACGUCGCCGCACGCAGGGGCCAAAGAGAACGACUUCAUCCUCCCGGAGACCCUCCAGUCCGAGCACUUCCAGCUCUGCAAGACUGUCCGCCAUGGAUUUCCCUAUCAGCCAUCUUCCAUGGCCUUCGACGCAGUCCAGAAAAUACUCGCCAUCGGGACUCAGAGUGGAGCAUUACGGUUAUUCGGUCGCCCCGGCGUGGAAUGUUACUGUCAGCAUGAGAGCGGAGCAGCCGUCAUCCAGCUACAAUUCCUCAUCAACGAAGGGGCGUUAGUGAGCGCUUUAGCUGACGACAGCAUUCACUUAUGGAACCUGCGUCAGAAGAGACCAGCCGUGCUGCACUCCCUUAAGUUCAACAGGGAGAGGAUAACGUUCUGUCACCUGCCUUUCCAGAGUAAGUGGUUGUACAUCGGUACAGAACGAGGAAACAUCCACAUUGUAAACGUGGAGUCCUUCACCCUCUCAGGAUACACCAUCAUGUGGAACAAAGCCAUUGAACUGUCCUCCAAGGCCCACCCUGGUCCUGUCGUCCACAUAAGUGAUAACCCAAUGGAUGAAGGCAAGCUCAUAAUAGGCUUCGAGUCUGGCAUUGUGGUGCUGUGGGAUUUGAAGUCAAAGAAGGCAGACUACCGCUAUACUUAUGAUGAGGCGAUCCAUUCUGUGGCCUGGCACCAUGAGGGGAAGCAGUUCAUCUGUAGUCACUCAGACGGCACUCUGACCAUAUGGAAUAUAAAGUCCCCAGCCAAGCCUGCACAGACAAUCACCCCACACGGAAAACAGCCCAAGGAUGGAAAGAAGCCAGAGCCAUGUAAACCAAUUCUCAAAGUAGAGUACAAGACAACAAGGGCAGGCGAUCCGUUUAUGAUCCUGUCCGGCGGUCUAUCGUACGACACGGUUGGUCGGCGGCCAUGUUUGACUGUUAUGCAUGGGAAGAGCACAGCGGUGCUGGAGAUGGACUAUCCUAUCGUAGACUUCCUCACACUCUGUGAAACGCCAUAUCCUAACGAUUUUCAGGAACCUUAUGCUGUAGUGGUCCUUCUAGAAAAGGAUUUAGUCGUUAUUGACCUCGCACAAAAUGGUUACCCUAUCUUUGAGAACCCCUACCCCUUGACGAUUCAUGAGUCUCCGGUGACGUGCUGCGAAUACGUCGCCGACUGUCCCGUAGACCUCAUCCCUGCACUUUAUUCGGUCGGCUCUCGGCAAAAACGACAGGGCUACAGCAAAAAGGAAUGGCCUAUAAGUGGUGGAAACUGGGGCCAGGGCACUCAGAGCUAUCCAGAAAUAAUAAUAACUGGGCAUGCUGAUGGUUCGGUGAAGUUCUGGGAUGCCUCUGCAAUAAUGCUCCAGGUGUUGUACAAGCUGAAGACGGCCAAGGUGUUCGAGAAAGCGCGCGGCAAGGAGGAGAAGGCGCAUACGGAGAUCGUGGACGAGGAUCCGUUCGCCAUUCAGCUCAUGGCGUGGUGUCCUGACAGCCGCAUGCUGUGCGUCGCUGGAGUGUCCGCUCACGUCAUCAUCUACAGAUUCAGCAAACAGGAGGUCACCACUGAGGUCAUACAGUUACUGGAGGUCCGAUUGCAGUACGAGAUGAAUGAUCUCGAGUCACCGGAAGGGGACCAGACACCAGCUACUCCCACUCCAAACACCUCACCAAGUCCGCAGAGCACCGCCCCGCACACGCAUCCCACCAGCAGCAGCAACUCGUCUGAUGGCGUUAGAGAUAAUGUGCCCUGUCUCAAGGUGCGCAGCAGUCCUCUGAAACAGUCUCCCGGAUAUCAGGUGGAGUUGGUCGUUCAGUUAGUCUGGGUCAGUGGAGAGCCGCCGCAGCAGAUUAGCAGCCUGGCAAUCAACUCCUCAUAUGGCCUCGUGGUCUUCGGCAAUACUAACGGCCUGGUUGUGGUAGAUUACCUCCAGAAGACCGUUCUGUUGAAUUUGAGCACCGUAGAGCUGUACGGAUCCAGCGACCCCUAUCAAAGACAACUCCGAUCACCUCGCAAGAGCAGGCAGCUCUCCGGAGGGCUGUGUGACAUCAACGAAGGCUCAGCUACGUCCGAGGACCGCUGCAAAUCCCCCACCUCAGUGUUGGCAUCUAACCAUCAGCAAUUCUACAAUGGCGGCGGUAGAGGAGCAAGGAUGUCACGGAAAUUAAGCUUGCCUACUGAGCUAAAGCCAGACUUGGUCUUACUCUCUGUAUGUCCACCGCGGGGUUCCAUACCGCUAGACAACAGGGACAACUCAUUCAGCCGCUCGCGCAGCUCGAGCGUGACCAGCAUCGAUAAGGAAGCACGGGAAGCCAUAACGUCGUUCUACUUCUUCCAGACGUACACGCGUAAAAUGGACAGCACCCUAAGCCCUGCCCUGUGGGUGGGAACCUCUUUAGGUACGGUCCUUGCUAUUUCCCUAAACAUGCCCCCUCCAGGAGAGCAACGGUUACUGCAGCCAGUCAUCGUCUCCCCCAGCGGCACUUUCAUUAGACUAAAAGGAAGCAUCAUCCGGAUGGCGUUCCUGGAUGGGUCAGGCUCACUGCUCCCACCCGCCUCAGAGUUGUGGUACGAACCGAACGCCGACAGUGAGGAGAAAGAGAGAGUGAGGAGGAGGAGGCCGGUGUCCGUCUCGCCCUCCACCUCGCAAGACCUGAAUGAGAGCCAGUUCAUGGUGGUAUGCUCGGAGAAGCAGGCCAAAGUGAUUUCACUACCCUCUCAAACCUGCAUCUUCAAGCACAACAUCACAGAGACAUCGUUUGUGCUCCGGGCAGACGUGGUGCAGGCGGGCCCAGGCAUCUGUGUGGCAUGCUUCUGUGCUAAUGGACACAUCAUGACCCUCAGUUUGCCUGGACUCAGACCAUUGCUGGAUGUAAACUACCUUCCACUGACAGACAUGAGGAUAGCCAGGACAUUCUGCUUUACCAACCUGGGACAGGCCAUGUACCUGACCUCCCCUACUGAGAUCCAGAGGAUAACCUACAGCCAGGAUGUCUGCGAGAACUUGCAGGAGAUGCUCGGCGAGCUGUUCACUCCAGUGGAGACGCCAGAGGCGCCAAACAGGGGGUUCUUUAAGGGCCUUUUUGGAGGAGGGGCACAGUCACUGGAUCGAGAAGAACUCUUUGGGGAGUCUGGGGCAGGUAAGGCGUCCCGGAGCCUUGCCCAACACAUCCCUGGACCAGGGGGCAUUGAAGGCAUGAAGGGGGCAGCAGCGGGUAUUGUGGGCGACCUGGCUCGCGCAAGGAUAGCACUGGAUGAGAGGGGGCACAAACUGAGUGAGGUGGAAGAGCGGACGGCAGCCAUGAUGGCCAGCGCUGACUCAUUUACCAAACAUGCCCACGAGAUGAUGCUGAAGUGUAAGGAUAAGAAAUGGUACCAGUUCUGAUUUGCAGACCAGCCCCGAAGUCAAAAGGGAUUCAACCAACCACUUUCCUAGAGGGCAUCAUCUUCUCUCUCGUCCUUCCCUCCAUCUUGUCCACCAUCUCUUUUCUUCUGGACCACCGGGAUCUCUCUUUUUAUUUCCUGGCAAAAUGUUGAAUACUGUGUGGACCUCAGACCUGCUGUUGGAUCUGGUGUGUGUGUAUGUGGGUGUGUAUGUGGGUGUGUAUGUGGGUGUGUAUGUGGGUGUGUAUGUGGGUGUGUAUGUGGGUGUGUAUGUGGGUGUGUAUGUGGGUGUGUAUGUGUGUGUGUGGGUGGGUGUGUGGGUGGGUGUGUGUGUGUGGGUGUGUGUGGGUGUGUGUGUAUGUGGGUGUAUGUGGGUGUAUGUGGGUGUAUGUGGGUGUAUGUGUGUGUAUGUGGGUGUGUGGGUGUGUGUGUGGGUGUGUGGGUGUGUGUGUGGGUGUGUGUGUGGGUGUGUGUGUGGGUGUGUGUGUGGGUGUGUGUGUGUGGGUGUGUGUGUGGGUGUGUGUGUGGGUGUGUGUGAGCGUGCACAUUAGUUAGAUUGACCACAUGUCUAAACAUGACAAGACACCCACUUUGCCAGCGUCUGCUUUCUUUCUUUAGUUUUUGUCUGUUUAUUAUUGCCUGACCUACAGCCCCGCCCUUCUGUGGCAAAUAUCUCAAGAGUCUUGGAUUUCCAUUUCCUCAUAUUCAUGCUGUCAUUUCUUUAUUCACCUCUGUCCUUUCAGAAGCUAAACAA